GACAAGUGUGCACGCAAACCAAUGAGCAGAGACAGCGCAGUAGAGCGCAAAGAAAAUAGAGCCGGGAUUGAGAAGAACCUGUCUUUAUCACUGAAGGAUCUUAACAAGCAUUUGAACAGCAGAAUGACAAAGCGAUUGGAAAAUGAUGGGAGAGAGAAUGAAAAUGAAGGGAGAAUGUCACCGAAAAAGAGAUGCAUUGGAGAUGGUGACAGCAUGCAAAUGCAUUUUGAAAACACAACAUUUCAACAGCAUAAUCUUCCCCAUAAUAAUAAUAAUAAUAAUAGUUUGAUAUCACCUGGACAACAGAUUUAUAACCCAAAUAUGAAGUAUAACUUCACAAUUGAGCAGAAGGAUGGCAGUACAGCAUUUGCUCCAAACAUAGUAGGAACAAACAUAACUGGUGACGUUAACAUGAACCUACAUGUGCCAGGUGUCCAGGUGUCUCACUCUACAGUAAACAAACAGGAAGUUCUUAAGACUGUAAAGAAUAAGAUAAAAUCAAGAGUGAUGGAGGACUCCGAGAGGAUUUUGGAGGGCAGCGCAUCACAGUCGGUCUCUCUAAACGAGAUCUACACACAGCUGUUCAUCAUCAAUGAUGAGUCGGACCCCAUCAACAGAGAACACGAAGUCUGGCAGAUCGAGGUGACGCAUGAUUUCGACACGUCAGCGCAGAAAAUCAUAAACUAUAAUGAAAUCUUUCAACCGCCUGUGGGUGAGAGCAGAAUUAUAAAGACCGUUUUAACUAAAGGAAUUGCCGGAAUUGGGAAAACGUUCACCGUGAAGAAGUUUCUCCUCGACUGGGCGAGCGGAGAAGCCAGUCAAGAUCUAGACUUUGUGUUUCUGCUGCCGUUCAGAGAGCUGAACUUGCUUGAGGAAGAAAAGCAGAAUCUUUUUGACCUGAUCUGUGUGUUUUACGCUGAGUUUAGAGAGGCGAGAGAGAUCCCUGAUUGGAUCUGCAAUAGGAAAGUUCUGUUCAUCUUAGAUGGUCUGGAUGAAUAUAAAAAGGAUUUGAACUUUAAGAGCAGCAUUUUGUCGGAUGUGACUAAAGAGGCCACAGUGGAUGUCCUUCUAGUAAACCUUCUGCAAGGAAAGCUGCUUCCAUCCGCACGCGUGUGGAUCACCAGCCGUCCUGUCGCAACUGUACAGCUUCCGACUGACAUCUUCAGAAAUGGGUACAUCACACAGAUCAGAGGAUUCACAGAUGAGCAAAAGCAGGAGUACUUCACCAGGCAGUUUGAGGAUCCAGAGCUAAGAAAAGAAGUCAUCCGUCACCUGAAGUCUCACAAGAGCCUGUGGAUAUUGUGCCACAUACCUCUGUUUUGCUGGAUUUCAUCGGUUGUUCUCAAAGACAUCAUCGGAAGUCAAAAUAAACACAGAAACAUGCCAUCAAAUAUGACGGAAAUGUACAUCCACUAUCUGCUCAUUCAGACUGGGCUGAGCCACAAGAAAUAUCAAGGGGAAGAGCUGUCGCAAGAAGACGCUCUCCAGAAACAUGAAGAAGUGAUUAUGAAACUGGCAGAGCUGGCAUACAGGCAGCUGAAGGAGCAGUGUGCCAUCUUCAGAGAAGAAGACUUGAAGAAAUAUAACAUCUCUGCAGAUGAAGCGUCCCAGUAUCCUGGCGUCAUUACCUGUGUCUCAGAGCGCAAAUUUGGAUAUAACAGGUCCAAACUUUUCAGCUUUGUUCAUCUCAGUGUCCAGGAAUUUUUUGCAGCCAUGUUUGCAUUUCAAGAAUUUCUAUCAAAAAAUCAAGACUGCCUGGAAUUAAUUGUGUCUGAAAAGAGGCAGAAGUCUAAAUUGUGUGAUUUUCUCAAAAGUUUGAUUAAUGAGGCCUUGAAAAGCAAAAAUGGACACUUGGACCUUUUUAACUGUUUUGCCUUUGGGAUUUCUUGUGAUUCCAGCAGAAAAAUACUUGAAGGAUUCCUGCCUCCAAUCAGGAGCAGUAGUUCAGAUGAUCACAGAAAAGUGGCCACAUACAUUAAGUCCUUGAAGAGAAAAGGUCUGUCUUCCGAGAGAUGCAUCGGUCUUGUUCGUUGCCUGGUGGAGCUCAAGAACCGGUCGUUUUUACAGGAAAUGCAUGAGCUUGAACGCUCGCAGUGCAAAGAGCCACUCACACUGUUCCAGUGCUCGCUUCUGGCUUACCAGUUUGUGAUGUCAGAUACGAAACACAGUGAGUUUGAUCUCAGGAAAUACAACAUCAACUUAGACGGGUUUCAGAGAUUCUCCCCAGCCAUCAUGUGCUUCACAAAGGCUCUACUCAAAGGAAGCAGCUUGACAGAGCAGCACUGUGAGAUCCUGAGUCAUUACCUGUCAUCACAAAACUCUCACCUGACUGAUCUCGAUCUGAGUCACAAUGGUCUGGGUCUGUCUGCACUGAAGAAACUUUCCAAGACACUCUGUGAUCCCAACUGCCAGAUUGAGGUGCUGAACCUGAGCCACAAUAACUUCCAGAGUCAGGACAUGGAGCUGAUCAGGGAUGUGCUUUCUGGAGAAAACAUGAAUCUGAGAGUCCUGGAUCUGAGCGACAAUCCUCUACAGGAUCCAGGAGUGAAAAUACUCUCAGCGGGACUGAAGAGCCCUCAAUGUCAUCUUGAAGAUCUGAAGCUUUCAGGCUGCCAGAUUAAAGAAGGAGUUUAUCAGCUGGUGUCGUCUUUGAAGGACAAUUCAUAUCUGAGAAAGUUGGACCUGCGCUAUAAUGAUCUUGGAGACAUUGGACAGGAGAUUCUGCAGCGUGAGCGGCUCUCACUGAGUAUUUCCACUGGAGGAGAAUGCAGUCACCAACCAGGACUGGAUAAAUAUUUUGUAGCGCUCACCUUUGACCCCCAGACGGCUAAUGAUCUCCUCUAUCUGAGCGAAAACAACACUAAAGUCACUCGUCAGAGAGAGAAACAACGACUUCCUGCUAAUGACGAGAGAUUCGACAAGUGCAACCAGGUCCUGUGCCGCCAGCCGCUGAUUGGACGCUGCUUCUUUAUCGUGGAUGUGAUUGGUCGAGAUGUGCAUGUGGGCGUGGCCUGUAAGGCAAUGGACAGGAAGGGAGCGAGUGACACCGUCUGUCUGGGACACAAUAAGAUGUCAUGGAGUUUACAUUUGUCAGAUAAUUUAUAUGUAGCUCAUCACAACAAUAAAACUGUAUCGAUUCAAUCAGAGUCUUCAGUCAGAAAUCUGGGUGUGUUUGUGAACCGGGACGCAGGUUCUGUUUGCUUCUAUAUGUUGAGUCCACAGUAUAAACUCUUGUACGUGUUUGAUGCAGAUUUUCCUGAGGACCAGGAGCUUUACACUGCGUUCAGGAUUCAGGAGCCAAACAGCUCAGUCAUUCUCAGGCAAGAAUCACAAUAAAUGUAUGCACAGUUACUGUGUGAUUGAUUCCUCACAUCUGGAUCAGGCUUAUAAUAUCAACCUGCUGGAUCUGGUGAAAGAAACCAGCUAGGAACCACCAAAAACAUGACGUCAGUCAUCAUGAACACCAAACAGCAGAUCUGAACCAGAACUGACACAAGAGAUCAAAUAUAUUUGCUUUAAUUGAAUCUAAUGCAGUUUCUGUUUAUUGGACUGAUUCUUUUAAUAUCCAGAAAUCAAACUGUAAAAACUGUAAAACUAUUGUUUGGGUCAUUAUCAAAAACAAUGUAAUGUUCAUG
Messenger RNA from Labeo rohita (rohu), 3635 nucleotides. Its product is annotated as NACHT, LRR and PYD domains-containing protein 3. Lineage: Eukaryota; Metazoa; Chordata; Actinopteri; Cypriniformes; Cyprinidae. The transcript is spliced from 9 exons. Gene Ontology annotation, molecular function: protein binding. The record is from RefSeq and is a predicted model, not a curated record. The coding region runs from base 22 to 3336 and encodes 1104 amino acids.